Messenger RNA from Pimephales promelas (fathead minnow), 2330 nucleotides. It is a transcript of the gene kcnip1b, whose product is annotated as Kv channel interacting protein 1 b. Gene Ontology annotation, molecular function: potassium channel regulator activity; transmembrane transporter binding; calcium ion binding. The record is from RefSeq and is a predicted model, not a curated record. NCBI's taxonomy places the organism in Eukaryota, Metazoa, Chordata, Actinopteri, Cypriniformes, Leuciscidae. Gene Ontology annotation, biological process: regulation of potassium ion transmembrane transport. Gene Ontology annotation, cellular component: voltage-gated potassium channel complex.
GCAGGGAUCUGUCCAGCAGCACAGAGCAAUCGGAAACACUGCAGCAGACCAACGACUUUUAGCCAAAACACACACCACAUUCUCACACAACCAGAGGAAGAGAGAGACAGAGGCGUAACCAGAAGCAGCGGGAAAGAAAAGGAAAGCCACUCUUUUGUCUCCAUGGACACUCCACUUCCUUCGAGCAGUUCUUAGUUCGUGUAGCACAGCAGUGGGCUCUUGCCAUCCGCUUAAUAAUUCAUCAGGUCGGUCUCUGAGCUUUGAGCCUGCAGCGCUCACCAACUUUCCCUUCUCGAACUUUUGCACAUCAGUACUCGGCUGUUUCAGCAAGUCUCCUUUGAUACAGUUGGCACAGAGGCAGAGGAAAAACAGGUUCAGCAGGCACUUUGUGAGCGUCUUGUGUGUGUUUGUGUGAGUGAGAGUGUGUGGGGAGAGUGGUCGAAAGCUGGACGGAGGGCAUCUUGGUCAUCUCAUUCUCAGACUUGGUACCCAUUGGUUAAAGCGUAGCUCUUGUGGGACUGGGGACUGGAGACUGUGACGUGAGAAGCACUCUGGAGUCCACAGAGAGGCUCGUAUGGGACGCGACCCUUGUCUGUGAGCACCGCUGGUGAAAGGAGCUCUGUGCUGUGUUUGGGCUUUUGCAGGGGCUUUCUGUGCACCCUCGGGGUCUCUCUCAUCAUGGCUGGUUGUACCAGCCGCUGCAGACAGGGGGUGCUAAAGCUCAUUCAGUCCCUUCAGAGGCUCGUCUCAGGAACCCUCAGUAAAGAUAAGGUGGAUGACGAAUUGGAGAUGACAAUGGUCAGCCAUCGGCCGGAGGGUCUCGAGCAGCUCGAGGCGCAGACCAACUUCACCAAGCAAGAGCUACAAGUCCUUUACAGAGGCUUCAAAAAUGAGUGUCCAAGUGGAGUGGUGAAUGAAGAGACAUUUAAACACAUUUAUGCACAGUUUUUUCCACAUGGAGAUGCCAGCACAUAUGCACAUUAUCUCUUCAAUGCGUUCGACAGCAGAAAUAAUGGAUCCAUAAAGUUUGAGGACUUUGUGAUGGGACUUUCUACUCUGCUGCGGGGGACAGUCAGAGAUAAACUAGAAUGGACAUUUCAUCUAUAUGACAUUAACAGAGAUGGAUUUAUCAAUAGAGAGGAAAUGACGGAGAUAGUGAGGGCCAUCUAUGACAUGAUGGGGAAGUACACGUAUCCAGCUUUAAAAGGGGAUGUACCGAAGCAGCAUGUGGAUACCUUCUUUGAGAAAAUGGACAAAAACAAAGAUGGAGUUGUAACGUUGGAAGAGUUUGUCAUUGCCUGUCAGGAGGAUGAAAAUAUGAUGAGAUCCAUGCAGCUCUUUGAAAAUGUGAUGUAGAGAGAAGAUCAACCAGAAGAAGAAAGGAACAAAACAGAGAGCGGGGAAAAGAAAGCAUGGGGGAUUGUAUGUUUAAAUGUGUUAUAUUUCACCGGACUGAGUUCUGGGGGAAUAUUAUGGCCUGAGGGAAUCUUAGAGGUUCGUUUUUUUUCUCUCUCUUUUCAAAUCUUGUGACAUAUUUAAUGUUGUCUUUUGCUGGUGUUUUGGGAAACUAGCUAUAUCAGCCCAUAAUCCACCUUGAUCCAGCCACAGAAGACUACAUGUUUGAAAAGCAUUGUGCGAUGAUCAGCUUCUUCCCUGUGAAAACAAACGUGUCUCAAACUUUUUAUUUUUUCAUUUUGCUUGACCCAAGGUCAGGACUCUUGGUGUACUGGGACUGCAAAUACAGCCUCUUUUGCUUGCUUUCUUGCCAAAAGAGCUUGCAUGAUAAAAACCAGCAGAUGUGUUCCCUAUGAACUGCUUGAAAUAAUCUUGGCCUUCAAAAUAUCUAUUUAUGUUUUAUGGGGUUGGAGGAAUACUCAAUUGGAUGUUGAUUUCAGUGUCUUGUGUUGUCACAGUUGUUUGUUAAUAAUUGCUGUUUCCAGUCCGUCCGCUUAUGUCUAUCUGUCUCAGUAUUUGUCAAGCCAUUCCAGAUCAUAGUGAAUAAGGUGGGACAGAAGUUAAGUGUUAAGUCUGUGAGGAGUCCUUAAGAGACUGACAAUCUAGGCCCUGGAUACUCUAAUGCCUUCAAGUAGGACAAAACAACAAAAACCCAGAUUACUUAUAUAAAAUAAAGGGGGGAAAAUAUUUAUAUAGAAGUCGAGUGGUCAGGGUGAGUCGAAAGAAAUAUAAGCUAUAUGUAUAUAAUUGCAAGUAUGGUGCCAGAUAAAGAAAUGUCCAGUGAGGAGAAUACAAACUGUGAAAACUAAAUAUCAGACAUAUGCUGUGCAAUUCAAAUCUCAGUCAAAACUGAUUAAAAUGUUUGUGGAAUAAUA